ACCUGCAGCCCUGCAUACCUGUACUCUGAUGUUCUUCGAAUUUCUUCCUCCACAGCUGAUUCGCCAAUUCCAAAUUAUGUUCGUGCUCUGUCGUGAGUUCUCGUCGUAACUCUUCGAGCUUCCUCGUAACGUCUUCUUCAGCAUAAAGUUCAAUACCUUGUGACUUUGUAUCUUCACUCUCCAAAUUUUUCUUCAAAUCAUUAAUCAAGAUAUCUUUCUCUUGGACAAGAUAUUUUAAUGUUUCCACCUCUUCCUUCUGUUUUUCUUUAAUACCAUCUAUUUCGUUCCUGUCCUCCUUCUGUUUUCCAACGAAAUCCUCGUUUUCAGAUUUAACCAAUUCCAUUUCUUGUUUCAAAUCAUAAAUUUGGUUCUCGUAUCGCAAUUUCGUGCUCAUAAGUUCCUCAUGUAGUGUAUUUAAUUCUGCAGAUGCACCCUGUUCAUUAAUCUUCUUCAUUUCCUCCCUAAGUCUACCACAUACUUGUUUUUCAUUAUUCAGAUUAGUUUGGAGUUCAUCCAUUUUCUCCUGAUGCGCGUCUUCUAACCGUUGCUCCAAGGAAAGUAGCUCUAUUUCGUGUUGAUUUUUCAACAUGUCCAGUUCGACUUCAAAUUUUCUUUCCAGCUCGUGUUUGUUAGUCAGCAUAUUUUCAAUAAAGGUUUCUUUCUCGGUUACAAGGUUUUCAAGAUCUUUUAUUUUACCCGAAACCUGUGACAGUGAAACAAAUAAUUAUCAUACAACAAUGCUGUGAAAUAAUGCAUAGUGGUUUUCACAGAACUGUAUCACAGAAUAAAGACACACAGAAGGUCGACUCAACCAAAAAAGCGUAACUGCUGCCACGCCAUUAGUCGUCAUCAAAAUGCUGACGCCAUGAUCUUAGCCAAUGCGCUUAUGAGAGGCAUUCCACCCCCCCCCCCGGACGUCCGCCAUUGUGAAUAUUACCAGGGGGUGAAUGCCUCUCAUAAGCGCACUGGCUAGGACCAUGGCUCAGCAUUUUGAUGACGAAUUACGAUUACGUCGGCCAAAAUCAUAGGAAAAACCAAGAAGUUGGGCUUCUGUAUAGUCUCUAUUCUGUGACUGUAUGCUGUAAGUCUAACAAGAUAAAAAGAAUGGUUGAAUCAUGACAGCUGUGCCUGUGAAUCAAUAGAGAUACAACUACCUGUCAAAAAGUAGCCUUCACCUGUCACGUUUUAGGGGGAGUUACUAUUUUUAGACUUUUGUAAUUUUGUAUUCUUUUGUAUUUUAAACUUUAACCCUAAUUCUAAUCCUUACUCUAACCUUAAUCCUGACCCUAACCCUUUCCCUAAUCCAAACCCUAACCCUAAAAGUCUAAAAAUAGUAACUUCUCCUAAGACCCAUAUGUGACCAUCUGCGUAAAAUAUUAUAUAGGCAAUGCUGUUUUACCUCGCGAUCAGUUGACAAAUGAAGACUUUCUCUUGCCGCUGUGUUUUCCUCACGUAAAACUUGACACUCGUUCAUUCUUUUCAUCAACUUUUCAUUCAGAUCAUUUAUCGCCGAAUCCUUGUCUUUCACUUCCCUCUCAAGUCUUUUAAUUUUUUCUUGGAAAUCACGUUGUUUUGGUGAAUUGGUUGGUGCACCUGGGCUUGCUGAUUUGAUGAUAGCAUCAUUCUGGGAAAUACAGUAAAUGCCGUUUUAAUAUUUCAAAUUUGGGACGUUCAGCGCAGGAGGUAUUUUAUAAUAAGCGUUCGAAUGGUUGUUGUUGUUUUGCGCGGAGAAAUACACGCACGAGAACAAGCGAGAUGCAUGAGGGUUGAUGAGAGUGGAUAUUACCGCGCGCGCGUGGCGAAAACUUUCAUCAACUCUCAUCAUAAGUUAAACCAGGACAAAGUUGAUGAGAGUCGAUGAGCGUUGACGGUCAAACGCGAACGAAAGUUGCAACUCUUAUCAACUCUGAUCCUUGUUUGACCAAGACUUUGGUAGCCUGCUCGCAGCUCGAGGAAAUUAUCAAGUAAGAUUUGAAGGACCACUAUUAAAGCUACAUGUAUCUCUAGCACAGCCAACCAACCUUCGUUUUUUUAACCGGAAUACUUGAUGGUCUGGCUUGAUUCAGACCCGACUGUGUAGCACCAGUUUGAAUUUUAGGUCCAUUACUCGACUUCACAGGAAUGCCAGACUUUCUCGUCGCCAUAUUGUGAACGUCCAAUGGUUAUCACAAAUUCAUACUGUGUUUGAGAUUUGCUGGCCUGAUGUUGCUAAGUCGACGUUUGACAGCAGUUGACGUAAUUGACAACUUCUAUCUUCCGUGGAAUUUUAUAUUACGUUAGUGUAAACUCGGGUAAUAAUGGACUAUAAUACUCUAUUUUGAAAGGACGCGAAGUUAAUCCCCGCUAAUGUUUGUCUUUUGAAAUAUGAUCGUUUGUUGUCAUGGUGCUUUCAUGAUAUUUGACCUUUCAUGAAAAGAUAUAACCCAUCAAUGGGUGUCCAACCUGCAGUUAUCAGAGUGAGAAUAUAAUGUUAAUUCUUGUCAUCGAUUGCAGUAGUCUUGUAUUUGGAGGCAAAUACAGUAUAUAGAAUUUGAGUUCUAGUUGAAUUUUCGUGUUGCUAUAAGUAUGACCAGUUCUCAAAAGUUGACUACCAUCGGCUGUCUGUAACGUUGGCUAGUGAACCCGCCAGGCACCAAUAUUUUUGCGCGCGCAAAUAUUUUUAAAAGCUGUCUUGCAUCUGAUAAUUUUUUCUAUCGAGUUUUUGGAAUAUUUGGACUUUCCUGCAGGUAUCAAAUUUCACGCAAGAAUACAAAAAAGAAAAAUUAAAUAUUUUUAAUAAUUAAAUAUAAAUUUUUUUCAAGAAAUCUAAAUUAACGUUCCGACAGAAGUCGAUAGUGUGCGAUACGAUUACGGUUUAUUCCGAUUUCGCCUUUUGGCGAAUUAAAAUUAUUUUACGAAAGUAGUCGAUCAUCAACGAACCGACUCCGGUUAGUUCCGAUCUCGCCUUAUAGGGAAUGGAAUUUAUUUUCCGAAAAGGAGUCGAUGAUGAACGAACUGAUUCCGAACUUGUUCGGAUUUCGCCGCUUGGUGGAUGGAAUAUAGUUGUUGAGGAAGAAAUUGGCGCGCAAAGAACACAUGUCCUUUUGAUCUCCCAGACAUUUGAAAUCUGCAAAAUGGCCGAACAAGAAUCGAAAAAAAUUGACGAAAAUAACGUCGAAGAGACAAGCGAGAGCGAAACUAAGACGGUACACUAUAAAUUUGAUAUCUCUUCUAUCUAAUUCGAGGGGAGAAUGGUUCAAUUUUAUUCGUUAAGACCUUAAAUUUUGACUCUUGUUUAGGAGGAGUCUGUCGCGUCUCAGGACGAGACCAGCGAUACAACAAAAUCAAAGGAUAAAUCUCCAAGCAAAACAAAAUCGCCUGUGAAGGAAACGAAGGCCAAGAAAGACAAUAAAAAGCAGGAGGAAACAGACGACGAUGAAAGUAGCGAUGAUGAGGAAUUAGUUGGUAUGAUUUUUUUUUAUUUAAAAACCUUCGAUGGAAGCGUGCUGGCCCUUUGUAGUGCAAUGUUGAGCAUAAUAAUUUAUUGAGCAGCUUACGGGAUGUUACUUCGGGUUUAAAAGCUUUAAAUUUCUGGCUUAAUUAAUAUUGUGGCUAUUUCUGUUUUUGCUGUGUGAAAAUUCCAAAAUUUAUAUGUUGCAAUUUAUUGGAAAUUUUAUCACAUGUAGCCGGGUAAAGAAUUUUAUGAGAAUCGUGUACAUAGCUGGCAGUAUGCUGCUCUUCGAUGCUAUUUACGGCCAACCCUUCACGAGUGACGACCAGUGCUUCCAUUUUCAAGGAAAUUUCCUUUUCUAAGGAAAUUCUAGUGUCGAAAAGGAAAAUCUAAGGAAGAGAAAAAAUCUAAGGAAUUUUUCCCAACAACUUAAAUAUUCAUCCAAGUGCAUUAGUGCAGAAGAAAGUUUCACUAUUUCUUGAAUUUUGAGUGAAUCAUGAUCAAUUAUGUUUAAUUAAAAAUCUGUUUUUAACUUUUUCCUCGUGUUUCCGAAAACGUCUGAAAGUUUUUGAGAGAUGGGAUUUGGUAACUUUUGGCGCCAAACGCUGUGAAUAAUUAAUUAUUUAUAUCAUUGGAAGGUAUAUGUUGUAAACUCAUAACCAUAGAUAUCUUAUAUACACUAGAUAGCGCAUCUCAUUUAGUAAAAUUGAAGCCAAGAAUAUUCCGGCGGUUACGCCCAUUUGAAUAGAUGGCGGCCAUGUUGGUCGUUCCCACUUGCUAAUAAACGCUUAAAAACAACAAUAACUUUCAUUAUUUGAAUAUUACGAAAGUCACCGAACUGUGGAAUCGCAUCAAAAAUUCGUAUAUCGACCACUCCCACAAACGUCUACGACCCCGCCUACAUAGUUUUGCACGUUUACAAUUCUAAUUUUAAACAGCCAAUUACCAAGAACCUGAUUGGCUGUUCAAAAUUAGAAUUGUAAACAUACAAAACUAUGUAGUCGAAUGUAGGCGUGGUCGUAGACGUUUGUGGGAGUGGUCGAUAUACGAAUUUUUGAUGCGAUUCCACAGUUCGGUGACUUUCGUAAUAGUUUGAAAAUGUAUUUGGAAUAGGGUUAACUUAAUGUUUAAGUUCCCUGUUUAAGAAAUAGAAAACAUACGAAUCUUCUCAUUUCAUGGGAACAACCUGAGACUGCAAUCACGGCUUCAAUUUUUGAAUUGCAGAAUAAUUAGAUGCACUAUCUAGGCCCAGGUGAUCUCGUGUUCGUAUUUUAGCCAAUCAGCGCUCAGAAAGGGUUGUCCGAAUAGAAAUCCAUUUUGAUGUAUUCAGUCAAUUAUAUCUUUCGUUAUUCUUUAUGAAACUAGUUGAAAUUUUGUAAUUAUGUUUAGUUAUGAGAACUAUGGCUCUAACAAAAAUAUGGAAUCAAAAUAAAGUAUAUUACAGGAGAUAUUCAGUUGUUUUAAUCAUAAAAUGGAUUUCUAUUUGACAACUAGUGCCAGUACUUUUCCGCGUAUCAAGAUCACCUGGUAGUGUAUAUAAGAUAUCUAUGCUCAUAACAAAUAUUUAAUUUUAAACAGUAUAAUAGCCUGUGGUUUCUUAGCAAGCCAUCAUCUUUGUUAAUUGUGCUAUUUUGUGCCUUUAAAAUUGAUUAAAUCCUUCGUAUUGCUACAAAAGCACUGCAAACCGCCUAAUGAAAUUUCAAGGAAUUUUAAAGGAAAUAACGUAUACAAUCUAAGGAAUUUAGAGAAAUUUUGAUGACAAAAAUGAGAGAUUUUGAAAAUGGAAGCACUGGUGACGACGGCUGUCCUUUGUAAACAGAGCAAAAUGGCUAACUUGCAGGCAUAUAACAAACAGUGUAGGAUGGGCAACCCCUUGCAAUCUUCUCAUCUCCCCCCCUGAAAAGUUCCUUACAGGACCCAAGAAAGUCUCUCUGUUCCCUCAUAUUGCAAUUUAACCCAUGCUACAGAGCGGGCUAGAUCUGUUCGAAUUAGAGUGAGGCGGUUUUUUGGUAAACUGAAAAAAACGAUGUUUUUUGAAAACCGAAAUACUCAAUGUUAAAAACGAAAAUACGGGGGAAAAAAUGAAGAAAAAUCAGUAUUUAACUAAAAUCGAGCCAUACUUGUCAAACGAAUCAAGUUUUGGCAUUUACACACGAAAAACUAAAGAGAUUUUGUUUGAAAUUUGAUAACGUCUUCAAAAUACCUUACGUUUAAUAUCUUGUGUGAGUACUGAGUAGCAUAUUUUGUCUUUUUUACCGUAGUUUCGAUUUUUGAACAUAUUUAAAAAAAACCCUGAAUCACUCGUUUUUGGUUUUUUUGUCGUUUUUUUGUAGAAACCGCCUUGCGCUAGUUCGAAUAGUGUUCUAGGUGUUCAAUCAUAAUUACUUAAUUUUGCAAUAUAAACAGGGACUUUGGAUGCGCCGCUAGUUAUUGAAGGGAAACGUGCGAGAAAGUCGACUGAAUUCCUCUCCAGCAUGAUCGAGACACCACAUAGUACAGAAAAGAAAAAGAUAGAAGUUCCAGAGGUACUUUCAAAUGCUGUAUAUCUCAAGUCUUUUGCAUAUUCAAAUUGGCAAUCAUUGAUAAAAAAACAUUGUCUACUCUUUACUUCAAUGUUUGUCAAGACGACAUUUGACAGGUCUUAAAUAUUUCUGUCAUAUGUAACCAAUUGAGUGGCAGCGCUUGUCUCCCCUUGAUGAGUAAAAUUGUCUGGUGUUAGACUGAGAGACUAAUUAUAAAGAGAGGCAAUGCAGCUUGAUGGGUUAACUUGACUAAUGCUGAUCAUCUAAAGUAAUUGAUACAUUCAAAUGCUCAUUACAAACAUGUGAGAAUUGACAAUGUUUUCAUUUGUGACACUUUAUCCUUGGAUAAAUUUGUUUGCUGUUCAAUUCCUGAGAUACCUGUUGUUUUUAUUAGGGAAAAGGCAAACCAUUAGCUUCUAUGCCCCGAGGUAUGUGACUGACAUCUGAACAUGAUGCCAUAUUAUGUUAUCUUGCUCGAGGUGUAACUUAACACUUGCCCGGGACAAGUGAAUAUCAUGACAUUUUAUCUUGCUUGCCCGAUUGGGCAAGUUGCCUUGCCACAAAAAGCUGAGCAUCUUUAAGUUUAUGUUUUCAUUGUUGGAUAUAAAUUUUUUAUAGUGCAUGUACUUGAUUCAAAUUUUGGUUUUUGUGGGCCAAAGCUAGAUCUGAGGCAGUAUAACAUAGCCAUAUAGAGCAGUGGACGAACGGGUUGACAUGUUGUCCCCUUAAUUUAUACCCACUACCUAGGUACCCCAGUGGCCAUUGUCUGAUGGCAAGUGAAUUUUAUUCCAGGCAACUAAUUUUCAUGUCCUGAGGGUAAGUGGUCAAAAAAGUAAAGUUACACCACUGCUAAUGUUAAUCUCUUUCUCAGUGCAAUUGCAGUUACAGAAAAUUCCGGGUGAGGAACUCAAACCACUUCACAAGAUUCUGUUUGGCAGGCCAGGAAAUGUAGGUGUUCAUACUUCAAUUCUGCAGUGACUGCUGCAAGUAUAUGCCCAAUCAUGAACACAGAGUUUUGUUUUUCUGUUUCAGGCCUCAGAAGUGAAGAGAAAUAUUCGUUUAUUUAAUGGAUUUGGCGUUGAAAAGGUUUGUGUAGCUCGAAAUAGGAGUUGGGACAUACGAUUAUAUGCUGAAAAAUACUUGGUGUAUGGCAAGUAUUGGAGGAAUGUUUACAUGAAAAUCCUUCAGACAACAAGUGUUGUCCUGUAUGAGUUACCAAUGAUCAGCUUGUUGUCUACAGUGUCAAAAUGGUGCCAGAAUUGAACCUUUGAACGGCAGACAAUUUUGCUUAGGCAUGAAAAAAAAAUACCUGUGGUUCCGGUUCCCGACCGACCCUAUUUUUUUUCUGCCGACCCUAUUAUUUUUUCAAUGCGAUUGACCGUGCGACCCUAUUUUCUCUGGGUGGUUGCGGGCUGCUGCCUAAAUGGUGUCUGUUGCCACACUAAUUAUUGAAAAAACCAUGAAAAAAAAUAUUUAAAAAAACAAACACAUUAUUUCCGACCUAACGACCCUAAUUUUUUUGCGAUAUGAAACCGGAACCACAGGUAUUUUUUUUACGCCUUAUUAAAGGAAGAGUGCUGCCACUCAGUAGGUUCAAUCAGCAACCUAUAACAAACAACCUUAUCAAAAAUUUCAGACACCAAAUUUUUAGGCUGAUUUUAAUUUACGUUUCUUGCAUUUUGUCCUCCAGGAUUCAAAAGAAUACAAGAAAAAAGAAGAACAGGUCGAGAGGUUCACACAGGACAGUAUGAAGAGGUUGUGUGAAAUUUUAGAUAUUGAAAAGAGAGGAACUAAGGUGAGGUUGGGUUUCUAGUGGUCAGGGACGCCGGAACUGGGGGGGGCAGGAGGGGCAGCCGCCCCCGUUGCCCUUUACCAGAAGGGGCAAGGGGGGCAAAGGUGCCCUUUCAAUUUAAAGGAUUGCCUUGGCGAAAUAGAGAAUUGUCAGAAAUGUUAGUGCAAUUCUUUUACGAAUUUGCUUCAGAAAACGCAAGAAAUGCAGUCAUCGAGCUUCAAGAAUAGCACAAUCGCCUGGCGGAGAACCCCCUCACACCCCUAUCAUCCAAUAAAUAGAAAACAUGAUUAGGCGAAGUUCAACUCCCGAUGUUUUGCAAACAUCUCUUAGUAUAUAUCAAUUCAAAAGUGCCCUUUCACAAAAAUCUGCCCCCCUUGCCUUCACAUCGUUCCGGCGUCCCUGCUAGUGGUUUUUCUGAGAAACAACAUUUUCUGAAAUUCUGUCAUUUCAUAGGAGGAAGUAUUUGAGAGAGUGAUGGAUUUUCUUUUGUGUCCAAAAGCAUCAGAAAAGGUUGGUAUGAAGCAUGCCUCUGAAGGUUGUAUUUUUGUGGAGGGUAGACAAGUAAAAAAAAUAAGUAGGGUGCAUUGUGUGGGUCAAUGGGUUAAUUACUGUAAAAGUUUUUAAGGCACACAUUUUGACAUUUGAAUUUGAAGCUAGCCUCAGAAUAUGGAGGUAAUGUCGUUCCAUAACUUCAGCAGCUGUUGUUUGAAGUUCCUAGAUAACAUAAUAUUAAACAAUGUGCUCAAACAAAUGUGACUGUAUUUCUAAUAUUCUACAGCCUGUGCCUACUAAGCCAGCCAAGAAAGCAAGUAAAAGUGAGUCAAGAAAAGUUACUUUAUAUUGACACUGUGAAAUUUGUAUGCAAAACUCUUAAUGUUCUGCAUGUACUAGCUGUAUUCUCUAUGCUUUGUAGAGUCGUCCAAAAAACGAAAACGACCAGCCGAAAAGGUAUGGUAUUUCAUGAAAAUGUGUAAAAUUAAGAAUUUUUGAUGUCAGUGUUAUUACCCCGACAGCAGAAAUCCUUACUUCCUCGAGAAAAGAACAUAAGGGGAAGGUCUCGCGGUGUAGUGUUAUCUAAAGGCUGAUUUUACACUAUCAAAGUUUCUGUGAUCACAGUAGGAAUUUUGCAUUGGUAAAUUCUAAGUUUUGAAGGAUUUGUAAGAAAUGUUUGAGGGAAACUGACUCCGUGUUUAACACUGGUCGUCUGUUGAUGUCUCUGUACGGUCUGUCGGACCGCGUUUUCAAAAUGAUAUUGAACUUUGAUACCAACUUCUAAUCUUUCUAAAUAGAAAGAAGAAAAAAGCAAAUCAAAGAAAGCAAAAUCUGAAGAAACUGUCGAGUCUGGUGGCGACAGUGAAGCAGAGGAGGAGAAGAAAGAAGAGGUGAAAGAAAAGGUAGAACUGGUUUAUCCUGUUGUAUAACUGGCGAACAACUGGUUUAACUUGUUUACAUGUAUGUUCAUAUUUGGAUGUGACAAAUCUACAAAACUACUCUGCAAAAAUGGCUGGAAAAGGCAUGGAUGGUCUAAAUUUCACGGGGAGACGUCCUCAAACCCUGUUUGGUGAAGUACCUUCGGCACCAUAUACAGGGUUCGUAGCGGUCUUUGAAAUCCUUGAAAUCACGGUCUUUAAAUUGGAAUGCAGGUCUUUGAGAUCUUUAAAAAGUCUUUAAAUUGUGUGAAAAAGCGAAGAAAGUCUUUAAAAAUCUUUAAAUUCUUUAGUGAGUAUUUGAUUAUACGAUUUGCUAGCUAAUAAAAUAGAUUGAUUGAAGCAAAAUUUUCCCAAAAAUCGAAGAAAAUGCGCAUUUUAGGAUGUGAUUUGACAGGACUAAUUACCGGGUAAAAAUGGUGCUUACACUCGCAAUUUUUCGACACCUGGUUGCUCUCAAAGGUCUUUGAAAAGUCUUUGAAAAUAGGCAGAAAAAAUCUUUCAAAGUCUUUGAAUUUUUUUGGUCUUGGAGACUACGAACCCUGAUAUAGCCGCUUACCUCUUUCAAAAAGUCUCCUAAAGGGAACCCUGCGACUAUCAUGCUGACACUAAAUUCUAUUUUCCCACAGUCUCCGGCGAAAAAAGCAAAAUCUCCUAAAAAAGAAAAGAAGGAAACGAAGAAAGCCGCGAAGAAAGAAAAGAAAAUCGUCUCGAUCAAAAUAUCUCCCGGAAACAAAGCGAAGAAGGCAAAGAAAGCAAAAGGUAGCAAAUCGUAGAAGAUGUUUUUGAAACAAAAAAGAUAUGUGCGUUGUCGUUGAUCCCCGUGUUUAUUUGGAUGCAAAACCAUCAAUCCAUUUUCACGUUACACACGUAAAACGCACAAUUGUAACAAACUUGCAGCAGACUUGUGGCAACGUUGUUCCAACAACUUGUCAACAGGAUGUGUUCGCACUGCUUGUUCCCAGCUUGUUGACAACGUGCUACAAGGUUGUUGAGCUCAACAGACUUGUUACAAGUUGUUCCAACAACUUGUUAUCGUCCUGCAAUUCAACAAGUUGCGAGUGACAAUCUUGUAGCAAGUUAGCAACUUGAUAAAAUAACAGCAUUGUUACACCUUGUUGACGAGCUUGCUACAAGCCUGUUGCGAACACAUCUUGUUGACAAGUUGUGAGAUUUUUAGGCGUAAAACGAAUAUACAACAAAAUCUUUAUAUCCAGCUAAACAUAUUUCUACAAUAAUAUAUAGCAAAACAUUUUGGGGUUUUUUUUUUCAGAGAAAAAGGUAGAUUCUGGCGACUCUUCAGACGAAGAGCCAUUGAGCAAGAAGGCGAAAAAAUCACCACCAACGAAUGAUGAAAUUGUCCAACUUGUUACAGAACUGUUAGAUGGAGCUGAUCUUGAAAAAAUCACCAUGAAAGCUGUUUGUAAACAGGUGUGUAAUGGUCAAAUUUUAUUCUUCCAUUUCUGCAUUCAUUACAUGAAAUUAUAUUUUGCACUUUACAGGUUUAUGAACGCUAUCCAGAUUUUGAUCUUACCGAUCGAAAAGAAUUUAUUAAAGAUUCUGUAAAAGAGGUAAAAUCAUCUUAAUAUAUUGUCGUCUUCAAGUAUUUUUUGUUAUUCCCAAGUUGUAUUGUUAUAAAUCUUGUUGUUCCUUUCCUUUCAGAUUAUAACUUGAAGUGAUUGAGAAGUCAAAUGCCAGCAGAAAUAGACGCGCAGCGAACAAUUUACAUUGUACAAAAACAAAUCGUCCCUAUCUCUUUCCAACUCGUUGUUUUUAUACACCAUUUAUAUCUCGAAAUAGUUCCGAUCGAGUUUCAGUUCCAGAUCGGAACUGAAAUAUUUGAAAAAAUUCUUAGUUUUUUUGCCGUGCCCAUCGGCAACAUUCUUAUCAUGCAUGUUGAGCUUAUAUUCUACAAAGCUAUACUGUGAAUCAUAAACUAGUCUUGUUUCUUUAUUCCAAGAGUAAUAUAGUGGCCGUAGGUAUUUUAUUGUGAUAAUAAGUGAAAUUUUUAUAAAUAUAUGUGAUCAUUUUGUC
This is a messenger RNA of Paramuricea clavata, 11205 nucleotides long. The record is from the annotation of a GenBank genome assembly. Lineage: Eukaryota; Metazoa; Cnidaria; Anthozoa; Malacalcyonacea; Plexauridae.